UUGUAGUGUAGCACAAAGGAAGGCGGUGAUAGGCGCUUCUCAAAUAGGCUUCGAGAUAAGGAUUUAUGAAUCAAGCUAUCUGAGUCCGAGAUUAUCCACGCACACUCACCCGUCCACCCAACUGCCACCCAAGCCCCCCACAACACUCGAACACAGACACAAGUCAAGGACAUUUUUUGAUAAAAAGAUAAAAAAUGACACGGCGUCGACGUCCACGAUGUAAGGUGAAUCCCUCGAUAGCGCUGAGAAAGAAGAAACAGGAGACUGCACCCAGUGCAGAAAAGGUAGAGCCACAACGUCCACCGCCCUUGCCGGAUCCGCCCAGCGAAGAGCCACCGGAAGUCGUCAGCACUUCGAGCGUAGAAUCUGAAAUCGAAUCGGAUUACAAACUCUUCCCGGAACUCUACGAUCGCCAGCCGUCGAUGCCCACGUUUGCUGAUCUUUUUGGUCAGCCCUCUUAUGAAUCAGUGUUGCAGGAGCCCGAGGUGGCAUCUACCUCCUCCUCAACGAACACAAAUGCCGCGGGAAUACGUAGUACAGACGAUGGGAAAUUCACUAAUAUUCCGGCCACGAUGCUGUCAGAUCAAUUUGGGAUCAUUGGGCUGCUGGCCGCCAUGAGGACUACGCAAACGGAUCCGGGCGCCACGCAGCUGGUCUUUGGUGAGGAUCUAACCACCUACGGACUAGAUUUGGCUGCCCAGGGAGACAUUUAUGUGCAUUUCAAUGGGCCUCUAACCCGCGAACCACCUGACAGAAAUUCCAUGGACUGCGCCCUUGAGAUGGGAAUGCGUGCCAUGCGUGAUUCGAUUAUCAAUGAACCACCGAAGGCUCCGUGUUGGGAUCCAUUUGAGCCAGAGACCCAAGAUCUGGGACUUGUGGGCAGUCUUGAACCGGAUGAGUUUACGAAAUCCGAUCCAGAUACGGAAACGGAUCCACCGCCAACUACUGAUUUGACUGAAGAUCCGGAAACGGAUCGAGAUGAUAAUCAGUAUAGAUAACACAUUUGGAAUCGGCGCCAAGGAUAAAAAAGAAAGACUAGUCCCAAAUAGAAUAGCAAUUUGGCAGUUGGUUAGAUCUUUGAAUACUUGGUAAAAUUGUUGAUCUUCGUGAAUUGGUAGCCCUUCUGUAUAAGAACUUGUUUGGCUUUAAAUAUAGAAUUGGCUGAGGAGUAAAAACGGG
Molecule: messenger RNA, 1179 nt
Organism: Drosophila melanogaster (fruit fly)
Lineage: Eukaryota; Metazoa; Arthropoda; Insecta; Diptera; Drosophilidae
Exons: 1
Coding region: 195-998 (267 amino acids)
Cellular component (GO): CCR4-NOT core complex
Source: RefSeq, marked reviewed